Molecule: messenger RNA, 4155 nt
Organism: Fusarium falciforme
Lineage: Eukaryota; Fungi; Ascomycota; Sordariomycetes; Hypocreales; Nectriaceae
Exons: 5
Coding region: 1-4155 (1384 amino acids)
Biological process (GO): cytoskeleton organization
Cellular component (GO): cytoplasm; plasma membrane; mitotic actomyosin contractile ring, proximal layer
Molecular function (GO): phospholipid binding; protein binding
Source: RefSeq, a predicted model, not a curated record
AUGCCUGCGUCAAUGAUAGAAUCACCAGCCGUUGCGCUGUCUUUCGCAAACAACUUCUGGGGCAAGGACGAUGCUGGAGUUACACCACUGCUGGCUCGCAUGGCAGCAGCCAAGACGACAUGCGAUGAACUAAGGGCAUUCUACGGUGCGCGAGCAUCGAUCGAGGAAGAAUACGCCCGCAAGAUGAUGAACUUGUGCCGGAAGCCGUUGGGAUCCCAGGAGACGGGCACCCUGAAGACAUCACUGGAUACUGUCCGAGGCGAGGUCGAGCAAAUGGCCAAACAACACCAGAACAUCUCUGCGGAGAUGAAGAGCGAACUUGAGGAGCCGCUCGCCGCCUUCACCGGUGGCAUGAAGGAGCGUCGCAAAAUUAUUCAGAACACCGUUGAGAAGCUACUCAAGACGAAGACGCAACAGACACAGCAUGUCAACAAGACUCGAGACAAGUAUGAGCAAGAAUGCCUGAAGAUCAAGGGCUACUUGGCUCAAGGCCACAUGGUCAUGGGCCAGGAAGAGCGUCGGAAUAAGGCGAAGCUAGAAAAGACGCAAAUCAGCCUCGCAACCUCCAACACAGAAUACGAGAACGCUGUCAAAGCCCUGGAGGAUACGACAGCAAGAUGGAACCGUGAGUGGAAGGCGGCGGCCGACAAGUUCCAGGACCUGGAAGAGGAGCGCCUGGACUUUACCAAGAGCAGCCUGUGGACCUUUGCCAACAUUGCCUCCACGGUUUGCGUUAGUGACGACUCGUCGUGCGAAAAGAUUCGACUAUCUCUGGAGACGAUGGACGUGGAAAAGGACAUUGUCACAUUCAUCAACGAGAAGGGAACAGGACAGGAGAUCCCCGAUCCACCCAAGUACAUCAACUUCUGCCGAGGCGACAUCAACGACAGCCAGUCCGAGGCUUCAGAGGACGACGCAUACUCUGUUGCCCAAUUUCCCCGGAACAUCAAUCCCGCCUUCAGGUCCUCUUCCCCCCAACCCUCGACCUUUGAGUCUCAUCACGAUCCCAACUCUGCGUUGGCCAAGGACCUUGCUCAUAGAGAAACCGGUCCUUUGAGCAGACGCGAGCCUAACCCCAUACCUCAGAAGUUGGUUCAACCACCUCCCGAUGAGACCAUUCAGGCACCUAUCCAACAGGCUGCCCAGCCUCAGCAGCUUCAGCAGUUGCAACAACUACAGCAGUUCCAACAUCCUGCUCAACAGCGCCACCAGCCACCAGCCCAGCACUCGCAGCAAGUGGCUCACCACAUGGGCCACCACAUGCCCCAGCAGAUGAGGCCUCAUGAGAUGAGACCCCUCAACACGCAGCCUGCGGACAUGAGGUUGACAGAUAUGAGGCCAACUGAUAUGAGGUACCAAGACAUGAGAUACCAGGACAUGAGGCAGCAGGAUAUGAGACACCAAGAUAUGAGGCACCAGGACAUGAGACACUCUGAGAGGCAUAGCGGCGGCAGACAAGCCUUGGAAAUGAGGCAGCCUGAGACCAGACCAGCCCUUGAGAUGCGACAUUCCGGAGAGGUUCGACCUGCACUCGAGACACGACCUUCAGCCGAGGUUCGACCUCUGGGAGAGAUCCGACCCACCAAUGACAUGAGGCAACCCGUGGAUUCCAGGACCUCGAUGGAGGUCAGGAAACCAGUGGAGGACCCUUACCGUCGCCAACAGGCGGCAGCUCACACGGGGUAUGACAUCAACCAACAUGGCCCGGUAGCCUCAGUCCCCCACGAUCCCUAUCCUUUGGACGGCAUGACCAUGCUCUGCCGAACUGGCCCAAGCCCUAUCUCGGACCGCAGCUCCCAGGUCACAUCCGCGCGACCAUCUAGCAGAGACUCCCACAGUGAUUACUCGAACCCUACCUCGCUCUCUAGCAUCGAGCCGCCCAGUGGAAAGACCUCGCCUUUCAAGCAAGAUCCUAUCAUGCCUGACCCAAUCAAGUCCAAUCCGAUGGUCAACAAACCAGACCUCGGAAGACCAGCUCCCGCCUCAGUUCCCGCCCCAGCUCCAGCUCCAGCUCCUGUUGCUGCUCCAGCUCCUACUCCUGCCUCAGCUCCUUCCCCAACCCUGGCAUCAGCCCCUAGUCCCGCCAAGGUCGUCGCCAAAAAGAAGAGCGGUGGCUUUUUGAAGAACCACAGUCCCUUCAGGCGCAAGAGCACGAAGGAUAUGCAGACAUCAAACAGAAACACAUGGCACGCGCCCAGUGCUCAAAACUCUGGCAGUCCAGUACGGAAACCACUCAUGUAUAAUCAAGAACCGGCAAGUGUGACGACACAGCAGCGCACUCAGAGCCCAGAACCCAUCGAUGCUAAUGCAAGCCUGGCUCUUGGUGUUGGGCAGAACGUCUUCCCUGUUUCCAACCCAGAUGCGAAGAAGCAGCCUGGAGCCGCUGCUAAGGAACCAGAGGAGACGGAUCCCAUCGCGUUGGCUCUUGCAGAACUCAAGGGCGUUACGCUAGGAAAGCAGUCUUCGGUUCGCAUCUCUGCUGAUCAUUACCAUGGCAUCUCUACACCCGCACCGGGAUCUGAAACUUCCAACUCUCGGGAAGCGGCCUCGCGAUCAAUUCCAAUCCCCGGGAACAAGGACUUGGCAGCAGCAAAGAGAGGAACACCUCCUCCGUCGUACCAGACCCAAGCUUCGACACAAAUCUCGAGGCUGGGUGUGCCUCCUCCCGCUGUAACCUCUAGGGCAAUGAAGGAGGCUACAAAGAAGGCCACUGCCCAGACCAGGAAUAUGUUUACGGAAAAUGCACGCCCUGGAUCCGGUGGCUUCAAUUCUACUGCUUCGCGAUCUAACACUCGAGCCACAGAAACAAAGCGAGCUGAGCCUGCAGCGCAAAGCACCCCUCCAGUCACCUCCAGGCCUGCGACUCGAACUACCAACCACGGCAGGGGAGAUAGUUUCAGCACCUCCCCCGUUGCCGCCAGACCGUCGACCCGGGCCACAGACCAUGGCAGAGGCGAAUCUGGUAGCUACAGCGCCUCUCCUGUGACACGACCAGCAACUCGUGCCACGGAUACUGGAAGCUAUGGCUCAGCAUCUAUGUCACGAACACCAACUCGCUCCACGGAGACAGGUAGAGCCGAACCGGGAAGCUAUAACUCGGCGUCCAUGUCACGAACGCCUACUCGAUCUACAGAGAUGGGCCGGGCUGGACCUGGAAGCUAUAACUCCGCGUCCGUUUCCCGCCCACCAACCCGAGCGACUGAGAUCGGGCGAACUGAUACUGGAAGCUAUAGCUCAGCAUCCGUGUCGCGACCUCCUACUCGAGCGACAGAGACGGGCCGAGCUGAACCUGGCAGCUAUAACUCAGCAUCUAUGUCUCGCCCAGGCACUCGCGGUACGGAUAUGAGCCGAGGAGAGACAGCUGGUUACCACACGCCACCUGUGACACGGUCAGGCACUCGGGCAACUGAGAUGUCUCGUAUGGAUACUCGUGGUUUCGACCCCCCACCACCGCUAUCACGACCUGGAACAAGAGGAAGUGACAUGUCGCGAGGAUCCGGCAUCUAUGGCUCAUCCCCAGUCUCUCGGCCCGGCACCCGAGGCACUGAUAUGCCCAGAGCUACCUCCCCGGCGCCAACACGUAGCACUUCUCCUCAGCCACCCAUGAACGAUUCUUCCAACAUGAGCUAUAGGUCGGCAUCGCCAAACCCCUAUGCCCCUAGCCAACGCUCCCCAUCUGUGAUGAGCUCUCCUCAGAAGCGUGGGUCUACCCAAGGAUACUAUCCUCAGGAGGCCACGAGCCGAGGGCCUUCUCCGUCGCCAUACGGCCAGUACAACCGACCUCAGAGUAGCUAUGCAGGUAGCGAUAUGGCGGUCCAGCUGGCGCCAACUGACGACCCCUAUGGAUCUCAGGCAAGCCGAGGCAGCCGCCCUGCUUCCAGGGCCAUGAGCCACUAUGGCGAGGGCAGUCCUCGUCAACGCAGCCAGAGCGUGGCUGACCCCUCACGACUCUACACUACUGACGGUAGACCUAUCUUGCAUUAUGCACGUGCAUUGUACAUGUAUCAAGCAGCCAUCCCUGAGGAAUUGGGCUUUGCCAAGGGUGAUUACUUGGCCAUCCUUCGUCACCAAGAUGAUGGAUGGUGGGAGGCCGAAGUUCACGGCGGAGAUGGACGUGUCGGGCUGGUCCCAAGCAACUACCUCUCGGCAUGCUGA